Zymoseptoria tritici IPO323 is the source of this 957-nucleotide messenger RNA. RefSeq lists its product as uncharacterized. Lineage: Eukaryota; Fungi; Ascomycota; Dothideomycetes; Mycosphaerellales; Mycosphaerellaceae. The record is from RefSeq and is a predicted model, not a curated record. The transcript has a single exon. Gene Ontology annotation, biological process: protein N-linked glycosylation. Gene Ontology annotation, cellular component: mannan polymerase complex. Gene Ontology annotation, molecular function: alpha-1,6-mannosyltransferase activity. The annotation marks the transcript as partial.
CCCACACAUUUUCCGCGGAAAAUCUGGCAAACAUGGAAGGUCGAUCCCAUGAUGUUCGAGGAGCGCGAUCACAACACUGCCCGCACAUGGAUCAUUAAAAACCCCGACUUUCGCUACGAGGUGCUCACCGAUGAGAACGAUCUCGCAUACGUGGAGACACAUUUCGGCCCAGAGGGCUUCAACCGACCCGACAUUGUCUACGUCUACCGCGAAUUGACUGCUCGCAUCAUCAAAGCUGAUCUGUUGCGCUACAUGAUCAUGUACGUGGAGGGUGGUCUGUACACCGACAUUGACGUGGAGGCUCUCAAGCCCGUCAAGAACUUCAUUCCCAAGAGAUGGGAGGAGACGGACAUUGACAUGGUCGUGGGCAUUGAGAUUGACCAACCGGAGUUCUCUGACCAUCCGGUAUUGGGCUCAAAGUGCAAGUCAUUCUGCCAGUGGACAUUCAUGUGCAAGCCGCAACUUCCGGUGAUGCUCACGCUCAUCGAGAACAUCAUGAAGUGGCUGCACACGGUCGCCAAGCAGCAAAGGUGUAGAAUCUCGGAGAUCAAGCUGGACUUCGACCAAGUUAUCAGCGGUACCGGACCUUCAGCGUUCACCGAGGCCAUCCUCAAGGACAUCACCAAACGCACCGGCAAGCCCAUGAGCUGGGACAUCUUCCACAGCAUGCAGGAGUCGAUCGUAGUCGGCCGUGUGCUCGUGCUCACCGUGGAAGCCUUCGCCGCCGGACAGGGCCACUCUGACUCUGGCACCCACGACGCCAAGCAGGCUCUUGUCAAGCACCACUACCACGCCUCCGGCUGGCCGACCACCCAUCCGCGAUUCAACCACCCGAUUUACGGUGAAGUCGAGAAGUGCAAUUGGGUCGCCGAGUGCGUCAAGCAAUGGGACGAGGACACCGCGGCGUUCAACGCUCUCCCGCAAGAUCAGAAGAUCAAGCAGAUUGCCAUCAAAGAG